Messenger RNA from Pedinophyceae sp. YPF-701, 600 nucleotides. The record is from the annotation of a GenBank genome assembly. Lineage: Eukaryota; Viridiplantae; Chlorophyta; Pedinophyceae.
AUGGGCGAGACGUCCGCGGCCGACGACACGGUCACGAAGGCCUACUGCGAGUUCCUCAAGGCGGCUAUCCACCAGAUCCUGUUCGAGCGCAAGGUGUACAGCGGGUCCCUGUUCGAGCGCACACGCGCGUACGACGCGUCGGUGCAGCGCUCUCGGCACCCCGGGGUGUGCGAGUACGUAAGUGCGAGCGUGGACGCGCUCGCGCCGGGGAUCCACGCGGGACACGUGCCGCGCGUCGCCGUCGUCAUCCGGUCGCCGGCCGGGGCGGCGCUCGAGCGGUGGGUCUUCGAGGCGACGGUCUCGGGGGGCGCGCGGGGCGAGGGCGUCGACAGCGCAGCGCUGAAGGAACUGAAAGAUGCCUUUCGAUCUGUGCUGGUCAAACUCCAGUACGUCAACGCAGACUUCAAGGAGCUUGCGCGAGGCAGCUCAUUCGAGAUCGUUGCGUUCACACGCGACGUGACGGGCUGGAACCCGCCCCCGGACUGGUACGACGGGUCCGCGGGCGAUCCCGCCGUCAGCCCCAGCUCCCCCGCGCUCGUACCAGUGAAGUCGGUGGGCUGCGCGGGCCUGAACCUCCAGGCGUACGCUGAAGCCUCGUGA